CGGCUGUUUACCAGCCGGACUGAGCCAGGCGACUGCGGGGCGGAUGGAGCAGCGGCCAGUGGGCGGGGCAGGCACGGGUUCCAGGGUUUGCCCUGCUGGUCAGAGGUGGCUAGGAGCAGAACCACAGAGGGUCCCCUGGGGGAAAAACUCUGCAGCAACAGGGGUCUUGAGAAGCAAUGGCCACCGAGGCCCCUGUGAACAUAGCCCCCCCUGAACGCAGCACCGCGGGCCACACGGCCACUGACGGCUUCAUCUGGCAGCCAGACUCGGCGAACAUGCACGUCCUCAGGCCCAAGUCCGCCAAGGGACGGACGCGGCCGAGCCCGCACAGACCGCAGGGCACAGAGCCGGGUCCUCACCGCCCGCCGGCCUCCCUGCCUCCAGCCAUCCCCUGUGAGCCGCCCAGCGGCCAGAGGCCGGGAGCCUGCGCACCCAGGUCUCCAAACCAGGGAGCUCCCAGCGAGAUCCCCGAGCUGCGGCAGCAGGUGCCGGCUGGCGCUUCCUCCUCCCUCAAUAAAUACCCAGUCCUCCCUUCCAUCAACAGGAAGAGCCUGGAGGAGGGGUCUGUGGAAACAGUGGUGAAACAGGCCGGCUCCCUGCAGCUGAGCGGCACAGUGAGUAAGAAUGAAGAAGAGUCCAGAGCUCCAGCUUCUUCCCCAGAGAGGAAAGUCAUCAUCCGGACCAGGAGACAGACCUCCCCCAGGGCGGGGGACCCGGAGGAGCCCUCAGAUCAAGAGCCCAGGCUGCUGCUGGCCGUCAGGUCUCCGUCGGGCCGAAGGUUCAUUCACCAUUUCCGGCCCACCGACGCCUUACAGAUGGUUGUCGCUGUGGCCGAGGACAAGAACCAGGCCAGCUACCAGCCCUGCAGCAUUGAAACCAUGGAAGUGCCCAGGAGACGGUUCUCUGACCUCACCAGAUCCCUGCAGGAGUGCAGAAUCCCCCACAAGUCGGUGCUGGGCAUCUCGCAGGAAGAAGGGGAGGGGGAGCUCUGAGUCCGCAGCCCCCUAGCCGGGGUCCUGGGUCUCUGAGCAAGGAGCACGCUUGGCUGCUGUGGCCUUCCGGGCAGCUCAGUCCCAAGUGCCGUGUGAACUUGGGGCGGCUGUGAUCCUUGUGACCCACCUUCACAGCCUCUCCUCUGCAGGAGUGAAAUUUGCACAUGCGCCAAGCACAUUGAGAAGGUUCUCUUCCAGUUGUUGAAAUUCCCUCCAGCACUGGAGUGAACUGGCAAGUUACCAGGGCUGUUCCUGAAACCACCGUGACCAGGUCUCCCCCUUCCCCGAGGUCUGGGUCCUUUCUGGAGCACCCGCUUGCCUUUACAAAUGAACUCUCCCUCUCUUGAAGCCAAUGGUUUGCCUUUCUGUAUUUGAUGCAGGAUUAAAUACUUCCCAGAGAGGAUUCAAGUCUGGUAAAUAACCAGGGCUCAGGAAAUGUCGAACUGGCAUUUGUAUUUCUUGCAAACAUCUUUAAGAAACAGGCAGUUGACACUAUCUUGGAAGCAGCCUCUUUGCUGGGCUCGGGUGGCUAGAGUUUCUCGGGGAUUACAGUUUGUGUGAUGUGGCUUCAGAGGAGAGAACAGGUCUUUCGCUAAUACAAAUCCCCCAACACAUCAAUGUUUCUGAAAUAGUCUGGGAGCUAGAAAGCAUAUAGCGUCCACAACUGUGGAUUAGCCAAGUGGCCACUCUUAAAUAGAGACUAAGUAGGUUUGCAAACAUCGGUAGCUACUCUCUACAUGCCGCAGUCUUCCCAAACUGAGAUAAACCAGUGUACUCUGAUUUCCUUCGCUUUUGCUGCUCAUGGAAUCUUUUUGUUUUUAAAACCAUACGAACGUACAAGUCUGUACAAGUUUGCCCUGAAGGCGCCAUUGGCUUAUCGGGGUGUGGAGAUGUCAUCUCGGUGUUUCGCCUCCUUCCCACAGAGACUCCCUGGAGCGGGGACAGCGGUGUCCCUGUUUUGUGAUUUCGGAACCCCAGGGAGGACAAGGGUUCCUCUGUCGGGCCUCACUCGGCUGCACCCAUGCCGAGAGACCCUGGGCCCACGUGUCCGUCUGAUUGGCAUGUGGUGCGUCUGAAUGCCUUAGCCAUAGCCAUGUUGAAGACCACGGGGUCUUGGGUUUCCAACUCUGAAGUGGUGACGUGGACAGCUCGCCAGAGUCCUCUUAUGUCGGGAGUUCAGCAAGACCUCCAGGUCUCAUCAGGAUCCUCUUUGUGGCCAAAUCACCAUUCAGAGUAGGGGAGCCGGUCCCUCAAGAGCUCUGCCAUCACGGAGCACUGAGUACCGAGGUGCCCUCCCUGUUCCUGGGUACACAGAGAAGGCAGGAGUUCCAGAAGCCUAUCAGCGUGGCAGCCUCAGCAGCAAGUGCGCCUUGUACCUAGAUAAGGAAGGCGGCUGGAAAUGUUACAUCCAGCAACUUGAUACUCAGCCAUGGAGAUUAACGCCAACAUCGUUUCCUCUCAAGAAGGCUCGCCUUGUCCUUCCCCAUCCCACACCACCCAGAUCACUCAAGAGUGGGUUCUUUCAUAAUGUGUGGUCCAAUUUCCCAAUACUAGCUCGGUUGCAAAGAUUGCAAAGCUGGGACUUGCUGGACCUUGGGCAGCUCACGCAGCUGGCCACCUCUCCCAACCAGCGACCAUGGUGGAGGGGACUUGGGCGGGUGGAGGGGGGGGAUCAGCAUCCAGCCUGGUACUCUCAGGCUGGGUGCAUAUCCGCCUCUGAUCCUAGGAGGCUGGGGGAAGAGCCUCCCUCAAAAUCACACCUACUCUGUGGUAAGAAUAAAAUCCCACCCACCUGGGACUCGGUAAUUUCUCCAGGCAGGAAAUCUGUAGAAAACUUCAGCGAAACAGAGCAUGCUGGAGGGAGCUAGAAUCUUCUGCACUUAGGGCUUUGCUGCUGCAAUUCAGCUUGGAAUUUGGGGGUGGCAAAAAAAAAAGUGGAAGGCAUGAAACAUAGAAAUAUUUUAGGGUAUCUUAGGACAUGAGAAUAGAGCUAGAUUUGAGCCACCUUGAUAAACUUUUUUUUUUUUUUGGACAAAAGGAUGAUGACACAAUAAAAAUUGAUUUGUGUGACACCAAGUAGGCAGAGAAACACGCCUUCUGUUUUCAAGCAGGACUCUGGCCCCUGCGCUCUGGCGGACAGAGGGGCUCACUGACCUCACCUCCUUGGGAAAACACUGAGCUCUGCUGUUAAGUCCAAGUCCCUGUCCCCAGGCACCCCGGGUCCCCACCCUUCCCAUAGCUCUUGCUUUCAGGUUACAGGGUCGCACCAAGCUCUCUACGGCAAGAGUCUCCUGAAUUUCUCUGAAAAAUCAUUCCGAGUAUUCUCCUUUGGAAGUUGGCAAGAGCUGCCUCUCUCACUAUCAGAGAGGUGUGACUUUGUAGAUGGCACUGUCACGUGGGCACCCCGGUCUAAUGGGUGGCUUUGGGUGACCGCUUUGUAGUCACAGACCUCACUCAUUCAUUGAACCAGUGGUCACUGAGGGCCUACUCUGUGUCAUACACGGGUGACCGGCAUUGGCGUCCCACCAAGGGACCAUUGACAAGGAAGCGUAAAACCAUCUCGGGAGCUGAGAGCCCGACCCAAGUGAGGGGCUGUAGAUUUACCCGUGAAGGAUCCUGGAGUGAGGAGGAAACAGGCUGUUGCUGUCUCCCCGCUGCCUUGUGGAAAUGCAAAGGCGAGUCCUCCCCACCUUUCCAGCGAUGGCACCAGGAAGAGUGGUCAUUAGGGACGUGAACUUUGCGUAGGACAAAGCUUCAAGACCAGUUUUCCCAGCAUCUCCCCUGACACAGUCCAAGAGGUAAAUUAGUUCUGGCGGCAGAAGGAACAGCAGGAGACAUAAGUGACUCAUCAUUUAGAAUCCAAAAACUUUUCACCAACAGAUGGCAGGUGGUUUUAACACAACAGUCCUUGCCCUCAAAGUACCUGGGGAUCCAGCCAACAGCCGGCAAGGCAGGGCGGUCCUGAUGAAGAGAUGUAGGUGAACGUGACCGUGGGCCGGUAGUCACUCCAGAGAUCCCGCAGAAAUACUCCACAAGCGAAGAAACGUAGACAAGCCUUGAGGUUUCCAUUACCACGAAAAACCUUAAAGUCUAGUGACGGAUCACUGUCCCAGGCAUGCAUUACGAAAGGCGGUGUACCGGGAACCAAGUUUCGCUUUUGUCUAAGCAUUUUUACCACCAUCUCGUGUGCAUUUCUCGUGUCAAAUAAAACCACGCUGCCCCAAGGGGCCAAAAAAUAAAAAAUAAAAAAAAGUUUCUCUUUACACAGUUUUUUAAUAAGUUGAGAUAAAAGGGUGCAUGGUUUCCUGUAGUCUGAGGUGUAUCUCAGACAAGACUUUUAUAUGGUAAGAGGAUCUACUUUCCUACCCUUUAAACAGAGCUGCAAAGGAAACUAGAUGAUUCAACUUCAGCCUCCAUCUGGAAUCAGUCUGCGAAGCAAGCGCAGGAACAUUAGUUUCCGUCGUGCACGAGGCAACACACCACUGUCAAGUGCAAGGUUUGGACCCCGUUCACCCUGACCCUGAGCCAGAACCAGCCCAAACCCGGCCAAGGUCAGAGGCCAAGGUGGAGGAGUUGGCGAAAUGCAAGCAGAGCGGACUUGGGGUGACUCACCAACACACAAGAGAGUAGCUCACGUUGUACAAAUAAAAUUGGGUGUUUUGUUUUGCCUCUACACUGGUGAUACGGCGUUUUCCUUCCCUGGUGAGGGCAGGGUCUGGUAGCCCUCUCUGAUGCCCCUCUGUGCUCCUAGACUUUCAAGUCACGGAGGAAGCGGCAACGCUCCCUAGUGAUUUGUGCGGAAGAUCAAAUCUCUGGAGGUAUUUUUGGACACACUUGAAUCCUAUUCCAGGAGGCUGAACCGCGGAUAGGACAACUGCUCAUGGGUAGGGUUAAGCAAGUCUCCCUCAAAAGGUCUGCUGUGCUGGGGGAGGAGGGAUCACUCUGGGCGCUGUGUUGAGAAGUUGACCUGUGGGGGUCAGGUUGGGAGACAGAAGACCAGCUCUGGCCGUUGCCAGUGACCAGGGGAGAGACGGAGCUAACUUGGGUCAGAACAGCAGCCGUAGAUAACAUGGGAGGUCUCAGAUUCUGGACACAUUAUCGGUUAAGGGGGGAAGAAAAGGCAAGAUAGUUUUGGGGAUUCACCCAAGUGGACAUCACUUGACCAUAUCGCCACGGGGGGCCGUUCCUGCAAAAAACGAGCAGACACAUCAGCCGCGACUAUAUGCUUGGCCCGGGAGAAAGCACUGACCAGCAAACAUAUUCAUAGGAAAGAAGUACGUGAGUGUUUUUGGAGGUGUACAGAGAAUCCGAAAGCCACUGAUUGCUUUAAUUGAGAAGAGAUGCAACUAGAACUGUUAUUUCACUGAACAUCAAUGAAUCACCAUCUAACUCUUGGGGUAUGAUUCCUGACCAAGGUUUCUUAUUAAAUUAGUUCCCGUAAAAAAAAAAAAAAA
Mustela erminea (ermine) is the source of this 5446-nucleotide messenger RNA. RefSeq names its product UBX domain protein 10 (gene UBXN10). The record is from RefSeq and is a predicted model, not a curated record. Lineage: Eukaryota; Metazoa; Chordata; Mammalia; Carnivora; Mustelidae. Gene Ontology annotation, molecular function: protein binding. The coding region runs from base 177 to 992 and encodes 271 amino acids. The transcript is spliced from 3 exons.